AUGUUGACUGAACUCCACAAAGAAGGAAUUAUUGCUAAAGGUAUCCACGCUAUCGGCCACAGCUUGGGUGCCCAAAUACUGGGCUAUGUUGGACAUCAUUUCAUUAAAUUGACUAAUGGUCAGAAAAUUGCUAGAAUUACAGCAUUAGACCCAGCUGGCCCUUGUUUCUCAGACCGUCCGAAGGAGGAGCAGAUCAGAGCUGGUGCGGCGGAUUAUGUUGAAGUUUAUCAUUGUGACGAUGGUUUUUUAGGUACGAAGAGUAGAUUUGGUGAUAUAGACUUCUAUAUGAACAAAGGGUUCGAGCAACCACAGUGUGAGUUAUCAUUUUGGAAAAACCUUUGGAUUCUUAAACCGAAAAUAUGCAGCCACAAGGUUUGUGUGGCCGCGUGGAUGUCUACAGUUACCCAUCGCGAAAGAUUCCCAGCUACACAGUGUGACUCAUAUGAAUCGUUUAAACAAGGGAAGUGCUCUCAGAACAGCAAGACCAUUGCGGGCUUCUCCAAUCCUGGUACUGCGAAAGGAACUUAUUACUUCUCGACCAAAGAAUACGAAAAGUUUUAA
Messenger RNA from Spodoptera litura, 561 nucleotides. Lineage: Eukaryota; Metazoa; Arthropoda; Insecta; Lepidoptera; Noctuidae. The record is from RefSeq and is a predicted model, not a curated record.